AUGUUGUCUGGCUUGUGCUUGAUGACUCACAACGAGGCAACACUUCCAGUAGUGGGCCCUUCCAGCAAGAUCGGAAAUGUGAAGAGCAGCCGCAAAGUUGAUGAUACCUUUUUUGACGAUUCUGACUUGACCUCGAUCGACCCUCCUUCGCUUCCAGCGACAUUGUCACUGGUUGAGACAGAAGGCAAAGAGAGCAAGAGUCUUCCCGGAGUGCUACCGUUGUGGGAUCCGACCCUAUGGUCUUCGUUCAACUCCUGGACUGCACCUGAUCCAAAUGCACCAGCAGCACCCAAUGGCUUGACUCAUCACCUUUGGACGGCGCAGAUCGAGGCUUUCAGGCACAGGGUCGAGGAGCAUCAGUUGGGCUUCAAGCACUUUAUUGAGAGGCAUUUUACAGCUUCCCGUUUCCUGAAUUUUGAGAUUGUGACGAGGGGACAGCGUAAUGGGACUGGAGUGGUACCCCUCCCUGGCUGUGAGGAAGCUGAGCCAGAGGACUUGACAACCUGCCAGUUCUGCGGCAUGCACAAUGCAGAAGCAACUCAGGAGUUUUCUUGA
Cladocopium goreaui is the source of this 555-nucleotide messenger RNA. The record is from the annotation of a GenBank genome assembly. NCBI's taxonomy places the organism in Eukaryota, Dinophyceae, Suessiales, Symbiodiniaceae.